AGAAAGGGGGGGAAAGAGACACCCUGCUCUGUUAACAGGGGGCCAAAAAAUAGAAAUAAACUCAGAAAAUAACGCACAAAAUAACAGCUUAAAACUUGUGGUGGAGGAUCUCGGCGUGAGAAUGCGGAUUACGACGUUUUAGCGGACCGUGCGGCUAGCAUCGCGGAUGGGGAUUUGCGGGCGUUUUUUUUUUUUUUUUUUUUUUUUUUUUUGAUGGAUUAAAACGGGGGGAAUAAACCGGGAUUGACAGCGAGCAACAAGGCUAUUUAAUCGCUAAUUAAAGAGGCAUGGCUCAGAUGAGGAAGCUGGCAUGUGACGGCGUCAGGACAACCCCCCGCGGCGAGCCACAGGUGUCAGCCAGGCAGGAGAUCCUCACCAGCCUGGUGUCGGCUCUGGAUUCUGUGUGCAUGGCCAUGGCUAAGCUCAACGCGGAGGUGGCGUGUGUGACGGUGCACGAGGACAGCGUGAUCGCCGUGGGAACAGAGAGGGGCCGAGUGUUCCUGAACUCCAGGAGGGAGAUCCAGACGGACUUCUACAAGUUCUGCCGGGCGCCAUGUCUGCAGAAUCCCACCACAGCAAACACACAUACCAAAGAGCAGGAGGGGGAUCUGAGCAAAGUGAGYAAAGAGGGAGAACACGGGAAACCAAGAGCUCCAUCCGACGCUCAGUCCAACAUYUUUGUCCUGAGGAAGAUGGUGGAAGAAGUCUUCACUGUGCUUUACAGUGAGGCUGUGGGGAAAAGCAGCCUGGUYCCUGUGCCUUACGAGUGGCUGCAGAAAGACCCGGGGUGCGUGGUGGCUCACGGUUUGCCCGAGGGCGUCGCCCUGAAGAAACCCUCAGAGUACGACACCAAGACGCUGAUGAAGAUUCUGGAGCAGAGCCACCGGAUCCACUUCACAGUGAAAAAACAAACUGAAGAGUCGCCUCGAGAAGCCAAGUCCAGCGCAGAUGUCAGCAGCAGCUCUUCCACCGCCGUCAUGACGCAGAGCAGCCACGCUCCAGGAAAGACAUCUGGCCAGGCAGUCACCUCGGCCAGUCCUGCCACCUGCAGCAACUCGGUCCUGUCAAACUUCCUGUACGGCAUGCCAAUGUCCUCCAAACCCCACCCAGACUGCAAGCUGGACUUCAAACCCACAUCCCUCCUCAACCUGGGCAAAGAGCGGCUGGCCAACUGGACAGCUGGGACAGAGAAGACCUCGACGGUGAAGGACGGCGCCGGCAGCGACGAGCCGGCACGACUGCCUGGUGAGCCGGGUCAGAGCCCCCCGGGGGUCCACAUCUCUAAGAGGCUCCUGUUCUCCAUCGUGCAUGAAAAAUCAGAAAAAUGGGACUCGUUUAUUCGGGAAACAGAAGACAUCAACACGCUGAGAGAAUGUGUUCAGAUCCUGUUCAACAGCAGAUACGCCGAGGCACUGGGUCUGGAUCACAUGGUCCCCGUCCCAUACCGCAAAAUCGCCUGCGACCCCGGAGCCGUGGAGAUCAUCGGCAUCCCCGAUCAGAUCCCCUUCAAGAGGCCGUGCACGUACGGCGUGCCCAAGCUCAAACGCAUCCUGGACGAGCGCCACGGCAUUCGAUUCAUCAUCAAAAGAAUGUUUGAUGAAAGGAUUUUCACUGCUGCUGGCAAGAUGGCAAAAGAGGAGGGGAAGCUUGACCUGGGCGCCACAACUGAGGACGGCUUCUCCGACAACCUGAGCCUCCCGCUCACCGCCGUCGAGCUGCUCAGCAACCCUCACAGCAGCAGAUCAACGAGUGCUUGUGUGAGUCCCCAAGCUGACUAUGAAGCAGGUCCUUUGGGUCCUUCAGGUCCUUCAGGUCCUUCAGGUCCUGCAUGUGACGGCGUUCCUCUGAGGAGGAUCAAAACUGAGCCUCCUGAUGGGGAAGUUGUUCAACUCACAGUGCCUGAGGCUGGCCCGAGCGGGGAGGAGCCCAGCGAGCCUGUGAGCGAGCCCCUUUCAGGUCCAGUCACAGCCUCGCCCUCCGCACCCCCUGCUCCUCUGGCUUCUUCAGCUCCUCAUCACCCGAUGGAAAACCACUCAGUUGAGUCUUUAUCGCCCGGCGCGGCCCCUCAGACCAUCAGAAGACCCUCUGAAGCCGGCAGUCUGGUGGAGGACAUCGGGGAGAUGAUCCUGCAGCUCCGGAGACACGUGGAGAACCUGUUCAGCAUUAAGUUCGCUGAAGCUCUGGGCCUUCCAGAACCGGCCACGGUGCCGUACUCCAAGUUCCAGAUGUACCCGGAGGAUCUGUACGUCACGGGGCUCCCAGAGGGAAUCUCCCUGCGAAGGCCCAACUGCUUCGGGGCGGCCAAGCUGCGCAGGAUCUUAGCCGUCAGCAGUCAGAUCCAGUUUGUCAUCAGAAGGCCCGAGGUUCUGACGGAACAUGUGAAACAAGAGAUGCCUCCUAUGCCCGUCUGCGACGCAGAGCUGGACGGCCCGGACGUGACGGCAGGACCAGAGGACGCAGCAGCUUUGUCCAAGAGACCCGGAUUCUCAGAGUGCAUGGAGUCCAAGCUGUCCCGGAUCGACCUGGCCAACACGCUGCGGGAGCAGGUCCAGGACCUGUUCAACAGAAAGUACGGCGAGGCGCUGGGCAUCAAGUAUCCAGUCCAAGUGCCUUACAAGAGGAUCAARAACAACCCGGACUCGGUCAUCAUCGAGGGCCUGCCCCCCGGGAUCCCCUUCAGGAAGCCCUGCACCUUCGGCUCRCAGAACCUGGAGAGGAUCCUGGCGGUCGCCGACAAAAUCAACUUCACCAUCACCAGGCCGUUUCAAGGACUGAUUCCCAAACCAGCACCGCGGCGAGUCACUUUACUGAAGAAGGCCUACGCCUCGAUAAGCGGUGAGGAGGAAAGCAGUUUCUCUGACUGCAGAGACGACAAUGCUUCACCGCUGUUCUCCAUCUCACCGAGGUCCGAUUCUGUUCUCCUGACAGACGAGGACGACCUGAACCGCAUGGGAGAGAAGGUGGUCCUCCGGGAGCAGGUCAAGGAGCUGUUCAACAAGAAAUAUGGUGAGGCUCUGGGGUUGGACCGUUCCGUGGCGGUCCCAUACAAACUGAUCCGCGGCAGCCCCGAGUCCGUGGAGGUGGGCGGGCUUCCAGACGACGUCCCCUUCAGAAACCCCAACACCUACGACAUGGUGUGCCUGGAGAAAAUCCUGCAGGCUGCAGACAAACUAACRUUCAGCAUCAAGAGCCAGCUGCAGCCGUUCUCAGAGCUGUGCAGCCAGGCCUGCAACACAGUCAGAACAAACACCUCAACCAACCGACGGAAACGGAAGAGAGUCCAGGAGAGCAGCCGGGUUCCCGCCUCCGCCGACGAGCUCGGCCUGUCCACCAAUCAGAUUCCAGUCAUGCAGUGGCCCAUGUACAUGGUGGACUACAGCGGAGUCAACGUUCAGGUUCCUGGGAAAGUGAAUUACUGAUCAGCAGCAGCAGUUUGUCGUGGUUUGGGACUCUUUCAGCACAGAGCCUAGCAGAAAGCGAUCUGAUGGGACUCUGAACGAGCCGAGAGGCAGAACGGGAAAACGCUGCGAGGCUAAAGUUCGGCUCGUUUUCUGACUCAAGCCUUCACUCGGUGCAGACAGGACCACCGUCACUUCCCCUUCUAAAAGGAGGUCACCACCCUGAUUUCUUUUGAUUUUGGAAACUUCACUAAAAAAACGUUUUCACGUUUGCAUUAAAAAAAAAGUCCUUCCACUGCGGCACAUUGUUAGCUGCGACAUAUGACUGACACAUCCUCUGGUUCCUUAAUAUUCAGAUAUUUGUACUUUUUAUUUAUUAUAUUUAUUGACAUAUAAGAUUUUUGUGCAGGGAUGUAAAAUAUAUUCUGUUACAGCUCGAUGAGGAACUCUCACAACACUAACCUACGACCGUCUGAUUUCUCUGACCGCAGUCAGGCGAGAUAAAAAAAACAGCAGCUCCUACCUGGUUAACGGGACUUUUCUACGUUCCCGCCCACAUUAACGUGUAAAAUCUGUGGUUUUAACGUCAGCCUGAAUGUAUGAUGUAAAGAACAGAAUGGUAUGUUACUCUGCGAUGACCGUCUCUGGACUAACUCUAUUUAAUAUGCUGUACCUUAAUGCCAGUUAGGCCUUUCAAAUAAAAUGUGUUGCCUUGCACUUUGA
Molecule: messenger RNA, 4121 nt
Organism: Austrofundulus limnaeus
Lineage: Eukaryota; Metazoa; Chordata; Actinopteri; Cyprinodontiformes; Rivulidae
Gene: gtf2ird1
Product: GTF2I repeat domain containing 1
Exons: 26
Coding region: 288-3419 (1043 amino acids)
Cellular component (GO): nucleus
Molecular function (GO): DNA-binding transcription factor activity
Source: RefSeq, a predicted model, not a curated record